Cantharellus anzutake is the source of this 898-nucleotide messenger RNA. RefSeq lists its product as uncharacterized. The transcript has 2 exons. Bases 199 to 705 code for a protein of 168 amino acids. The record is from RefSeq and is a predicted model, not a curated record. NCBI's taxonomy places the organism in Eukaryota, Fungi, Basidiomycota, Agaricomycetes, Cantharellales, Hydnaceae.
AGCUCCAUCGUGCACUGAACCGGUCCCAUCUAAUUCCAUCUCAGUUUUUCUGGCCCCUUGAAUUCAUUAGUGGAUGAGUUUAACGAGUCUAUUCUUUCCUUUUACUCAGUAGUUCACUUCCGCUACCAUUCCGUCACGGAUGAUGAGGGAACAUGGAAGGGCUGUCACUGCACCGCUUCCCUUGGUUAUUCAGCGCUCAUGACGUCGACUGAAGCUCCAAAUCAUGCAUUGAAAUCGAAACCGGGGGCCGUGCGUUCUCUGCUCCAAAACCUUUCCGAAGGGUUGGUCAAAAACCAAUGCAUGCCCAUCGUCAGCUGUCGUUCACGUCAGGGUUCUGAACCGAGGCAACUGGCCCGAUGUACCCUCAUCUCGUUCCCCACAUCAACUUUGACUUCCCGCACCCGUUGUUCUACACGUUGCAAACAACCCCGUUUGAGAUCGGCAUGCUCCGCUACGUUCCACCUUUGUCAAGGGCUGACUCGGCCACGUUCUUUGCAAGCACUCCACAGCCAAGUAGUCCCCCUUCACAAACGAACACUCACACAGAAUCAUGAUAGGCGACGGGUCCGACUCGGUCAUUUGCUGACACACAUUUCUUCUCAACCGAUGAUAGCUCCGACAGCGAAGCCAGUUUGCUGCCUUCGUUCUUGUCCCCCUGCACGUCGGCAAGGCGAAAGGCAUUUAGCCUUAAAGAGGGCCAAAUAAAUGGGAUGACAACGACGAAAGGCCUGGUGGUUCCGCUUGGAAAUUCCAAGUGCAAAUUUUCAUGCCGAACGAAGUCAAUCUGUUCGGAAUGUGGCUCCUCGUGCUUGCAGCAUCCCCAGUCCUCAAAGUGGCAAGAUAUCUGCCAGUCUCAACAACGCUUAUCACUGGGCCAUAGAAAUCUUAAUCGGCACAG